Messenger RNA from Alligator sinensis (Chinese alligator), 1411 nucleotides. RefSeq lists its product as uncharacterized. Bases 16 to 1344 code for a protein of 442 amino acids. Gene Ontology annotation, molecular function: protein heterodimerization activity; structural constituent of chromatin; DNA binding. Gene Ontology annotation, biological process: nucleosome assembly. The transcript has 5 exons. Lineage: Eukaryota; Metazoa; Chordata; Crocodylia; Alligatoridae. The record is from RefSeq and is a predicted model, not a curated record. Gene Ontology annotation, cellular component: nucleosome.
AGAUAUUCUGCGAGCAUGUCGGGUCGUGGCAAAGGAGGCAAGGGGUUGGGGAAAGGUGGUGCUAAGCGCCACAGGAAGGUGCUGCGGGAUAACAUCCAGGGCAUUACCAAGCCGGCCAUCCGUCGCCUGGCUCGGCGCGGCGGCGUGAAGCGCAUCUCCGGCCUCAUUUACGAGGAGACCCGUGGGGUGCUCAAGGUUUUUCUAGAGAACGUGAUCCGUGACGCCGUCACCUACACGGAGCACGCCAAGCGCAAGACCGUCACCGCCAUGGACGUGGUCUACGCGCUCAAGCGCCAGGGCCGCACGCUCUACGGCUUCGAGCUGCUACCUAUGGCGUUAGAGACCUUCAUUCACCAGCACGGCCUGGAUGUUGGGCAGGACGCCGCCCUGCGCGAUCGUCCCUUUGCCCAGCAGCUUGUUGAGCUCCUCGUCGUUGCGGAUGGCCAGCUGCAGGUGGCGGGGGAUGAUGCGCGUCUUCUUGUUGUCCCGCGCCGCGUUGCCAGCCAGCUCCAGGAUCUCGGCCGUCAGGUUUGCAAGAUGGCGGAGAAGACGGCGAAGAAAGGGGCGGGCGAACAGGGUGUCCCCGUCCCGUCCCCCGAGCCGAAAACUCAGGGCAGUGUCUGCCACAAGUGGGAUCACAACGAUGUGAAGGGAAAACAAGAGCACGGGGCAUCUUGGGGAGAGGUCUACCCUGCCGGGAAAAGAACAUCGACACUGAGCGCGGUGCCGGCGCUGUCUAGCGGGUUUAAAAUUCUCCAAAAGCAGAGAUCAGUUCUUCCGACAACGGCUGCGGCUGGGAGAGGAGAUCAUACCCCCACCCCACCCUGCCUCAGCAAGCCGCGGCGCUCCUGCGCCGGAGCCGCCGCAGGCUCACAGGGCAAGAAGGCAAGCGAGGGUGGGGGAGGGGAGACGCGCCAGUCUCGCGCCUUUUUUUACUUUCUCCAGUUCUCAAUCAGGUCGGGCUCUAGGCAAUAUAUACGGCGCUCUCGGCCAGUCUCCCCAUAUACAGACGGAAGUAGAUACUUUGUGAGCAUGUCAGGUCGUGGUAAAGGCGGCAAGGGGCUGGGGAAGGGUGGUGCUAAGCGCCACAGGAAGGUGCUGCGGGAUAACAUCCAGGGCAUCACUAAGCCGGCCAUCCGUCGCCUGGCUCGGCGCGGCGGCGUGAAGCGCAUCUCCGGCCUCAUCUACGAGGAGACCCGCGGGGUGCUCAAGGUCUUCCUAGAGAACGUGAUCCGCGACGCCGUCACCUACACGGAGCACGCCAAGCGCAAGACCGUCACUGCCAUGGACGUGGUCUACGCGCUCAAGCGCCAGGGCCGCACCCUCUACGGCUUCGGCGGCUAAACGGAGGUGAAAAAAACCCAUCUAGCAGCUACUUUGAGCACAAAGGCUCUUUUCAGAGCCACCCACA